AUGAUCUUGAUUCUUAUUGUUCUCAGUAGCUUUUUUGCAAAUGAUUACAAUAGAAUUCCUCAAAAGCAAUUAAAUGAGCAAGUUGUGCAAGAACUACUUGCAGAACUUGAAAACUUAUCUAAUUCAACUUCAUCUGAAGAAACAACAACUUCAUCCUCAUCUUCAUCUGAAGAAACAACAUCAUCAUCUUCUACUUCAUCUGAAGAAACAACAACUUCAUCCUCAUCCUCAUCCGAAGAAACAACAUUAUCAUCUUCAUCAAUAGAAACAACAUCAUCCGAAGAAACAACAACCUCAUCCUCAUCUGAAGAAACGACAUCUUCAUCCUCAUCUGAAGAAACAACAACCUCAUCUUCAUCAUCUUCAGAAGAAACAACAUCCUCAUCUUCAGAAGAAACAACAUCCUCAUCAUCUUCAGAAGAAACAACAUCAUCAUCUUCUUCAUCUGAAGAAACAACAUCUUCAUCCUCAUCUGAAGAAACAACAUCCUCAUCAUCAUCAUCUUCAGAAGAAACAACAUCAUCAUCUUCAGAAGAAACAACAUCCUCAUCAUCUUCAGAAGAAACAACGUCAUCAUCAACUUCUUCAGAAGAAACAACAUCCUCAUCAUCAUCUUCUUCUGAAGAAACAACAUCUUCGUCAUCAUCAUCUGAAGAAACAACAUCAUCUUCCUUAUCAUCAUAUUCAGAAGAAACAACAUCUUCUUCUUCAUAUUCAGAAGAAACAACAGCAUCAUCAUCCACCAAUUCUGAAGAAACAAUACCAUCUUCUACUUCAUCAGAAGUUGAACCAAUUGUACCCACAUCUACAACAGUUGUAAUCCCAUCACCAUCUUCAACGCCAAACAAUAACUCUAAUAAUCAAGAUCAAAGAAAUGCUAAGGGCAGUAGCUCAACAAUUAUAAUUAUUGUUGUUGUCGUUGUUGUUAUUAUUAUAAUUAUCAUUGUUGUGGUAAUUUUUGUUAGUAAGAAGAAAAAGGAAGCCACAGCUGCUGAGUCAUCGGAAGGUGGAUCAGCUUCAUUCUAUGAAAUGGGCAAUGAAACACCAAUUGAUAUCGUUACUGAGGAUAAUAAAACGCAGACAUCCCUAUGGUGGCAGGCAAGCUUGGAAUCAGGUAAUGAUGGCCAUAUCGAAGUGUUUGAAGAUGUACCGGAUGAAGAACCAUCAGAUAAAAAUAACCAAGGUAAUGCCGAAAACAAUGAUAUUUGGCUUUAA
Messenger RNA from Trichomonas vaginalis G3, 1215 nucleotides. RefSeq lists its product as uncharacterized. Lineage: Eukaryota; Parabasalia; Trichomonadida; Trichomonadidae. The transcript has a single exon. The coding region runs from base 1 to 1215 and encodes 404 amino acids. The record is from RefSeq and is a predicted model, not a curated record.